Rangifer tarandus platyrhynchus (Svalbard reindeer) is the source of this 1215-nucleotide messenger RNA. The record is from the annotation of a GenBank genome assembly. NCBI's taxonomy places the organism in Eukaryota, Metazoa, Chordata, Mammalia, Artiodactyla, Cervidae.
AUGGAGCUGCCGGCCGGCAACAGCAGCUGCGAGAACGGUUCCCUGAUCAGCCUGUACUGCUCCUCCCAAAGAGUCCUGUGCCAGAUCGUCAGUGACCUCCAGCCCGAGGUGCCCAGCAAUGUCACCUCCGACAGCUGGCAGGAGAGGUUCAGGAAGAACUACAGCUUCUACGUCGGUCUGGGGCUGGCCAUCCUGUCCAGCUUCCUCGUCGGCAGCAGCGUCAUCCUCAAGAAGAAGGGCCUACAGCGACUGGUGGCCUCGGGUGCCACGCGGGCUGUGGAUGGAGGCUACGGCUACUUGAAGGACUCAAUGUGGUGGGCUGGAUUUCUCACGAUGGCUGCUGGGGAAGUUGCCAACUUCGGGGCCUACGCGUUCGCUCCUGCCACAGUCGUCACCCCUCUGGGAGCACUGAGUAUCCUCAUAAGUGCCGUCUUUUCCUCGUAUUUCCUGGGGGAGAGUCUGAACCUCUUGGGGAAGCUGGGCUGUGUGAUCUGCGUGGCUGCUAGCACAGUGAUGGUGAUCCACGCCCCCGAGGAAGAGAAGAUCAGCACCAUCAUGGAGAUGGCUGCCAAGAUGAAAGACACUGGGUACAUCGUGUUUGCUGUGUUUCUGCUGGUGUCCUGCCUCAUCCUCAUCUUCGUCGUCGCCCCACGUUAUGGACAAAGGAACAUCCUCAUCUACAUCAUCAUCUGCUCUGUGAUCGGGGCCUUCUCCGUGUCCGCCAGCAAGGGUCUGGGCAUCACCAUUAAGAACUUCUUCCAGGGGCUCCCAGUUGUGCGGCACCCUCUCCCCUACAUCCUGUCCCUCAUGCUGGCGCUUUCGAUCAGCACUCAGGUCAACUUCCUCAACAGGGCGCUGGACAUCUUCAAUACCUCCCUGGUGUUCCCCAUCUACUACGUGUUCUUCACCACGACGGUGAUGACCUCCUCCAUCAUCCUCUUCAAGGAGUGGUACAGGAUGUCGGCCGUGGACAUCGUGGGCACCCUCUGUGGCUUUGUCACCAUCAUCCUGGGUGUAUUCAUGCUUCAUGCUUUCAAAGACCUGGACAUCAGCCAGAGCAGCCUGCCCCACAUGCACAAAAACCCACCUGCCACUCCUGCCCCAGAGCCCAGUGUCAUUAGACUUGGAGACAAGAAUGUCCUGGUGGACAACAUGGAACUCUCCAGCACCCCAUCACCAGAAGAGAAGCCCAAAGUGUUUACAGCCCAUUCGUAA